GAUUCAUAAAUAUUGCUGGAAUCUGAAUGAAUAUGACUGACUGGCUGACUGCUCCCUAGAUACCUGUAGCUUGUCAAAGAAAGAAACUGAAAAACAAUUCGGCAUGUGGAAUUAGCUGACGUGCUACAUUACACAAUUCUGCAGCUUUUGUGUCAGCUCAAGCUAGAGAAGAUGUUUACGGCAAGGAGGAAGAUCCAGAAGGACAAGGGUGUAGAGCCAACUGAGUUUGAGGACACAGUUGCCCAGGCAUUCUUUGACCUCGAGAAUGGGAAUCAGGAGCUUAAGAGUGACUUGAAGGACCUUUACAUCAAUGGAGCAGUGCAGAUGGACGUGCCUGGCAACAGGAAGGCUGUUAUCAUCCAUGUCCCAUACAUGCUUCAAAAGUCUUACAAGAAGAUUCAUGUGAGGCUUAUUCGGGAGCUUGAGAAGAAGUUCAGUGGGAAGGAUGUUGUUCUCAUUGCGACUAGAAGAAUUGUGAGGCCCCCAAAGAAGGGCUCAGCUGUUGUCCGUCCCCGUAGCCGCACUCUUACCACUGUUCAUGAUGGCAUUUUGGAAGAUGUUGUGUACCCAGCUGAGAUUGUUGGAAAGCGUGUUAGAUACCACUUGGAUGGUGCAAAAGUCAUGAAGGUCUUCCUGGAUCCAAAGGAGCGAACCAACACUGAGUACAAGCUCGACACUUUCAGCACAGUCUACCGGAGGCUUUGUGGGAAGGAGGUUGUGUUUGACUACCCUGUGGCUGAGAGCGCUUGAGGUUGCUUGGCCUUUCGGCAGGUGCCUAGUUUGCCACUUGACCCAGUUUCGUCUAUCUGCAACGGAGAUUACCAUAUGUUCCAUGCGUGAAAUAGUGUUCAGCAUCCAGGAAUAUGCCAAUCUCGUUUCUUCUUAAAGCUGUCUUGGAUUGUACAAAUGCUUUGCAUUGCAGUUCUAGUUAUGUGUACUGUUUUGCGAUAAGCAUGAUCUAUCUGCAGAUAAAAAGAAGAAUUUUGACA
Molecule: messenger RNA, 989 nt
Organism: Setaria italica (foxtail millet)
Lineage: Eukaryota; Viridiplantae; Streptophyta; Magnoliopsida; Poales; Poaceae
Product: 40S ribosomal protein S7
Exons: 6
Coding region: 172-750 (192 amino acids)
Biological process (GO): rRNA processing; translation; ribosomal small subunit biogenesis
Cellular component (GO): 90S preribosome; small-subunit processome; ribosome
Molecular function (GO): structural constituent of ribosome
Source: RefSeq, a predicted model, not a curated record